UUAUACAAUCUCACACCAUUCCUUAUCACUUUGGCAUCAACCAUGUCUGUUGCAGGAUAUUCAGACCCUGAUAGAAUGCUCAACAGGUCAUUCCACCGUAGGAACGACUCCGGUGAGCUCGACGUGUUCGAGGCUGCACGGUAUUUCUCGGGGUACAAUGAUGCAGGUAGCGGCUACUACAAUUGCGCGACGUACAGUCAGAGGAUCAUGAGGGACGAGAGGCAGCAGCAGCCUUGGAGGGGAGGUAGGGUCAGCUUGGAUGUGCCAAUGAGACAUCAUCCCAUUGUUCAACCAGCUCAUGUGGUGGAGAAACAGAUAAAGGAGAAGAAACACAAGCAACCGAGCUCCCCUGGUGGUAAACUCGCUAGCUUCUUGAACUCGCUUUUCAACCAAACGGGCUCGAAAAAGAAGAAAUCGAAAUCGACUACGCAGUCCAUGAAAGAUGAAGAAGAGAGUCCCGGUGGAAGAAGGAAAAGACGGAUCAGCAUUAGCCAUUUCCGUAGCUCGAGCACGGUGGAUACGAAGUCGAUUUACUCGUCUUCGAAUUCGGGUUUCAGGACACCUCCGCCUUACGUGCACACACCCGCCAAAAGCUACAAGGACUUUAAAAGCUAUCUAGAUCAUAAACAGCAGGUAGCAUCAUCUAUUUCAAAGAACAACACCGGACAAAAAAAAUCAACUGGUUUACAAAAUGAUACAACGGACUAUUCUUGGUUAGAUGAGAAACUCAAGUUAAUCGAUGACUACAGGGAAAAACAACAGACUAGAGAUCAAGCCGAUCGAUAUCGACCAGUGGAGAAAGAUUACAGGAAGUCCGGUGAGGUCGAUGACGGUGCAGAUAGCGAUUCGAGCUCUGAUCUGUUCGAGUUACAGAACUAUGAUCUAGGAAUCUACUCAAGUGGUUUACCUGUGUAUGAAACAACACAUAUGGACAGCAUCAAAAUGGGAGCACCAAUUUCCAAUGGUGCACUAUGAGACUAAUACAUUUUUCAACUUGUUGAUGAUGGGUUCCAUUUGUUUCCAUUGCCAUUGGAGGACAGUAGAUUUUGCUUUGUCUUUUUCUUUCAUUGAUAGCUUCUUUGAAUGCUUUUUUGUUAUUCCCUCUGUAUGUACAAUUUGGAACGUUUGUUUGUCUUCACUUUCUCUGUCUUAU
Molecule: messenger RNA, 1153 nt
Organism: Hibiscus syriacus
Lineage: Eukaryota; Viridiplantae; Streptophyta; Magnoliopsida; Malvales; Malvaceae
Product: protein BIG GRAIN 1-like E
Exons: 1
Coding region: 43-975 (310 amino acids)
Biological process (GO): auxin-activated signaling pathway
Source: RefSeq, a predicted model, not a curated record